AUGGCCAGAUCUGACGGCGAGACGGUGGAGGUGGGAAUGGCCCUAUUCGGAGCGGCCGCUGAUUUUCCUGUUCCCCCCUGUGCCGCAGAGGCUGAGGAACCUGAAGCAGCCGACGGUAACAGCGCCAAGCGCCCACGCCCCUCAACCUCUCCGGUCUGGGCUGACUACGAGAAACUCUUCAAGACAGUCAAUCGUAAGACAGUUAGGGCUUUUGAAGAGUAUAUUAAAAUUGCUCACAAUCCUAAAUAUGCUAAAGUGUCUAGGCAAACCUCCUCUAGAGACAUACUGAAGUACUUCACUGAUUGCAAGGCUAAGCUUGUUGAAAGUUUUAGUACUUCAGUUAAUUGUGUGUACCUAACCUCAGACAUUUGGUCUGGUAAUGACAAAGAGGACUACAUUAGUGUUGUUGCUCACUACAUAAACUCUGACUGGCAACUAGAGAAGAGGGUGCUUGGUUUGGUUCUUAUUGAUGUGUCUCACAAUGGACAAAAUAUUGCUGAUCGUGCAGCAUCUGUCCUUGCUGAUUAUGGUUUGACUGAAAAGGUGCUUGCUGCUACUUUAGACAAUGCAUCUUCUAAUGCUUCUGCCAUGCAAAAACUGAAACCUGUCUUGUCUAAAUACCUUGGUUUUGAUGUUAUUGAAGAACCUGAGUAUGCAUCAUCUAGUCAAAACAUUGCAUCAUCUAGUGCAGUUAACUCUAUGUUCUUGCAUCAGCGUUGUGCAUAUCAUAUUCUCGAUCUAAUUGUCAAGGAGGCACUAAUUACUCUUAAGCCUUUCAUAGAAUCAUUUAGAACUGCAAUAUCAUUUUUAAAUUCAUCUAAUCAGAGAAUUGCUGCAUAUAGAAGUUACUGCAUUGCAACUGGUGUUAGGCCUAGAAAGUUUCAGCUGGACAUGGAGAUUGCUCUGCACCUAAAAAAUUAUGCUAAUGAUGUGCACAUCAGAUCUGUGGUGCAACCUAUGAUAGACAAAUAUAAUAAGUACUGGAGGGACAUACCUUUGCUUUACUCUUUUGCAUUCAUCUUGGACCCCAGAGCUAAAAUGAAAGGUUUUACUAGGGUGCUUAGAAGAUUGGGUGGUCUCACCAGUACUGAUUAUUCUACUUAUUUGGUUGGCACUCGAGCUAGACUUGCUGAUGUUUACAAUAAAUAUGAUGAGAAAUAUGGUGCUGUUAGGUUGAGGAGGACUGACCCUCCUGUCCUGUCUGGUAAGUCAAGGUCUGCUUGGGAUGAAAUAUAUGACGAUGAUGGUGGUGCUGUUUUGGGUGGUGGUAUCUUUCCUGGUAAUCCUAACAUGUCUAGAGAUACAUCUGCAACUUCUUUGCUGCAUGCAGUGAGGUCAUCAGCUUCUAAUGCUUCUGAACUUGUGUCCUACUUGGAUUGUGACACUGUCAACCACCUAACAGAUGACUUCAACAUCUUCGACUGGUGGCAUCAGCACAAACUAACAUAUCCAGUACUCUCAAUCAUGGCUAAAGAUAUCUUAACUGUUCCUGUGUCUACCGUAUCUUCAGAAUCCACUUUUAGCAUGACUGGCAAGAUUAUCGAGGAGCGGCGAAGGAAUCUGAAGCCUGAAUGGUGGAGAUGCUGA
This is a messenger RNA of Panicum virgatum (switchgrass), 1587 nucleotides long. RefSeq lists its product as uncharacterized. The record is from RefSeq and is a predicted model, not a curated record. Lineage: Eukaryota; Viridiplantae; Streptophyta; Magnoliopsida; Poales; Poaceae. Gene Ontology annotation, molecular function: protein dimerization activity; DNA binding. The transcript has 3 exons. The coding region runs from base 1 to 1587 and encodes 528 amino acids.